AUGCAAGCCAUUCGUGUUCAUCCCGCUCCUGCGGCAUCUACCCCUUACUCACCCUCCAAUCCCGCUCCAUCCUCGGCCUUACAUCUUGAUCACAAUGUCCCCAUACCCAAGCCAUCAAAACCUGGCGACAUUCUCGUUCGCGUCAAAGCCACAACAGUCAUUCGCGAUAUGCUUACCUGGCCUGAGACUUACUAUCACGAAUACGCCAUAAUCGGAAACGACAUCUCAGGAAUCGUGACAGAGGUGUUCUCACAGGACUGCAAAUUCCAGCCGGGAGAUGAGGUUUUCGGUAUGGCGGCUGCAGAUCGCGGAUCCACGUGGGCGGAAUACGCCCUUCUCAACGAAGAUGAACUCGCCCUGAAACCGAGAGCCUUGGCCUUCGACCAGGCUGCGGCGUUGCCUCUUAGCGCACAGACGGCGUAUGAGGCUUUGUUUGAUCAUGGUGGUAUCCCUGUGCCUUCGGUGGAGCAGGCUAUCAAGAACAAGGCCCGGUCCUCUGGCCAGAAAGGCCAGCGACUGUUGAUCACCGGUGCCGCUGGAGCGGUUGGGAUUUAUCUCGUCCAGUUGGCGUCCGCCGCGGGAGUACAUGUCGUGGCGGCUACGAGUUCGAAUGCUCGUAAUGAAGAGUUCCUUCGAGGCCUUGGUGCUGAUGAAGCGAUUGAGUAUGAGGUCUUGGCCAAAUGCUGGGACUAUGUGAAAGAGACAGGGGUGUUGGUCUCUGUCGAUUCGGCAAGCUUUAACUUUGUUGAAGAGCAUGAAAAACGUGGUAUACGCAAGGAUGGUGUUCGGGCUUUGUUCUUCAUUAUCAAAGGCAGUAGCAAGGCUUUGCAUUAUAUCGCCGAACUUGUGGAUCUAGGCACGGUGGAGUCUUUUGUCGUGGGGACUUAUCCCUUUUCAAAAGCACGGGAGGCGUACGAUUAUGCUAAUGGGCGAUAUUCUGGACGUGGGAAGUUUGUUAUCACGAUUUAA
Messenger RNA from Aspergillus bombycis, 969 nucleotides. RefSeq names its product NADP-dependent oxidoreductase. Gene Ontology annotation, molecular function: oxidoreductase activity. The coding region runs from base 1 to 969 and encodes 322 amino acids. The record is from RefSeq and is a predicted model, not a curated record. The transcript is spliced from 2 exons. NCBI's taxonomy places the organism in Eukaryota, Fungi, Ascomycota, Eurotiomycetes, Eurotiales, Aspergillaceae.